Messenger RNA from Labrus bergylta (ballan wrasse), 3646 nucleotides. RefSeq names its product NEDD4 binding protein 3 (gene n4bp3). Lineage: Eukaryota; Metazoa; Chordata; Actinopteri; Labriformes; Labridae. Gene Ontology annotation, cellular component: cytoplasmic vesicle. The record is from RefSeq and is a predicted model, not a curated record.
UCUCGUGCGCACCCUCUUCUCACUCUGCCCCUGGAGCUGUUCAAAUCUCCGAGAGGGAAAGGAGGCCGUCCCAGUGUGCCGCUGUCUCUGCACGCCGCCAGCAGCUCUGAUCCUUGUCUGCUGCUCCGCUUUAAGUCCUGGAAAAAUAUCCUGCGGAGCCACGUAAACUCACUUUAUUUUGUUAUAUAACGAAAGCGAGAGACCAAACUGCAGCAAAGAGCCAGAGCUGGUCCGAGAGAUGUCCUGCAUGCAGAACAUGAGCACCUCACCCCCCCACAGAGUCCUGUAACCAAUGGCAACCUCAGUCCAGACUCUUCCUCUGACCCGUGGUCCCAGUAAAAACUUCCGUAACCCCUUCCCAGCCUCGUCCCUCUCGUCCCGCUGCGGCAUGGGAAGUGUAGGUAGUCUGGUGGAGCGGCCAGAUGUUUCUCCGACGAAAGGCAGCCGUGCAGUUCCCCAGGUGAGACCCAAACAGACCAACGGCCUCCUGAAGAAAGGUUUCACCCAGAGAGAGCUACUCAACUACCUCAACAUCACCAGGAAAGAGCCUAAAGCAAGCCAAAGCAGCGACGGUAAGAAGGACAUCAUCUCUGGUCUCAGCUCCACCAGUGGCCGGGAGGACGAGAACUUAUACGCCAAAGUGUACAAUAAAGACGGCACUGAAGUGGAUUUGACUAAAAAUUCACUGCCAGGUUCUGGCAAGUAUGAAAAGGCUCGGUUUAGGUCCUCUGCCUUCAAGCCUGUCACCCCCAAAAAUUUCAGCUCCAUGCAAAACCUCUAUCCGUCUUCCAAGUCAGAGGAUGUGGACCAUGGCCUCUCCAACGGCCUGCAGAGAGGCUACGCCCAUGUCACUAAAGCUGUGUCCACGUCCUCUUCCUCAUCCUCACCUUCCCGUCAUGCAGGACCGACAUCCAGUGGUAACAAGGCUGUGUCCUCUGUGCGUGGGAUAAGCCAGGAGGAUGAUAACCUGUCAGACUCGGGCCAUAACUCCAUGAACAGCCUGCCGCCGUACAGGCCUCCAUUCCGCCCACACCUGACCCACAUCAGUGCAUCUAUGGGCCACAUCAACACCAUCGGCUCCCUGGAUCGAACCUGUCUAAGCCCGAAAGGCGUUGGGUCAGGGGGCAUGGCCAUUGGAGAGAUGGCCUGUCGGAGCAUGGCAACUCUGAGUCGUCUGGCUCCAUAUGGAGGAGAGGCUCCACCCCCUUAUGAAUGGACACUCUCCAUGUCCGUGGAGGAAGUGGUGCGUGAUCUUGAAGAGCGCCUGGUGGAGAAAGAGCACGAGCUGAAGCAGAUGAAAAGAAACCUGGAUGAGAGUGAAGGAGCCAUCGCUCAGGUGGAUCCCAUUUUAUUGGUAUUUGAAGGCAAACAGCGUCUGUGGGAGAAGGAGGUAGAGGAGCUAAAACGCCUAUAUGCUGCCAAGCUGCGUCAGGUUUCCCAGCAUGCACAGCGUUCCCAACGCAACCUGCAGUUGCAGUUGUUCAAGGCCCAGCAGGAAAAGACCCGACUGCAAGAGGAGCUCGAGAGCCUGACGAGGGAAAGGAGCCAAGAGGUUGGAGCUACGGUAAAGCCAACCAGUCCCACUCUGGAGGAGACGCAGUGGGAGGUUUGCCAGAAGUCAGGAGAGAUCUCCCUGUUGAAGCAGCAGCUGAGGGACUCCCAGGCGGAGGUGACCCAGAAACUGAGUGAGCUUUUUCAGCUGAAGACACAGCUCAGGGAGACUCGCACAGAGCUGCGCAACAGGGAGGGCCAGGUAGAUGCACUGAAGCUGGUCCUGCAGGGGACACAGCGGCGCAGACUCCCCUCUCAGACUGCACAUGACAAUGAAAAAGGAUCUGAUGAGAGUCAUCCAGCAGGGGCGACAGGAGGAUGCGGGGGCCCUACAGAGGAGCGUCUGCGCGCUGAGCUCCUGCUGGAGCGACGCCAAAGCGAGGCCCAGGCCAUGGCUUUUGAGGAAGAGAGGAAGACAUGGCAGAUAGAGAAGGAUAAGGUCAUCCGCUACCAGAAGGAGCUGCAGGCCAGCUACUUAGACAUGUACUACCGCAACGAAGAGCUGGAGAAAGAUCUGCAACAGCUGAGUGUAGGCAGAGAGCGGGGAGGAGCAGGAGGGAGCAGAAAUGGGACACUGGAAAAAGAAGUACCGGACCUGAGGAUUGAGAGGGAAGAUGAAAAACAAGAGGAGAGACCUGCCUCUGGUUUGCCCUGGAUAGAGAGAAUUGAAUCAUCGGAAAUUUGAAUGUGACUGAUUUGCAAUGCAAACUGUUUUCUCCCUGUAGUAUGGAUUCUACGGAAGCUCAUUUGUGCCAGGAAAAAAAAGGGUAACUAUUUCACAGUUAAGACCCAUGCGAAAGAAAGUAGUUUGAAAUAAGUACAAAAAGUAUAAAAGAAAACUCACCAAGACAACAAUGUGGAAACAAGAUUACACUAGGUAAAAAUCUAUAUUAAAAAGAUGAAUAGAAGUUGUUAAUUUUACAAGAAUAAGUUAAAUUUAGAAUUUACAAAAAAAGGUUUAUGAAAGUAUGAUUUACUAAAUCAAACAUGCAGAGCAACAUGAAACUACUGUAAGUCAAACUGUUCACUCAAAGUCAAAACUAGAACUCAUCCAAUCAAGAGAUAUUUAAACUGUUGAAUUAAAUGUUUGAUUUUAAGCUAAUUUUUUUUUUUUUUACUUGAGGACUAUUCUUAUUUUUUAAUCAUAUAACAUAUUUUUUUCAAAACCCUUGUUAAAAUGGGUUUAAUAGGUUCCUCUCCUUUUGCAGUUCUCUACCCUUGCACCCCUGUUGAUUGUGUGAAGCCCUUAUCCUGCAAAGAGCGGACCAAUAACCUUCUGCAGUGUGCUCUUGUUACUGAGGGAAGCUGCACAGAAAUACUGUUUCUGCCUCAUUUCUCCUUAGCAGAAGAGAAGUGGCCCCUGGACUGACUUCUAUCUGUAAUAAACCUGUAAAUGUUUGAUUGAUAUGCUAACAAUUUGUGUGCUCAUUUUGAGUUACUUCUUGGUUUGGACUGCUGUACGGUCUUGACAGUAACCAAAGGCUUCAAAGGGAUGUAUUACAUCUUAGCACCUGUUCAGUCUAUGCAGGAGGUUUUGUUGAUUAAGGAUCCACCUGGACUCAUGGAGGAAGGCUGCAUCUCUGGGUAUUGUGGAUUAGAGCUUUCUGGUGCCAAGGUGCAAAUACUAUUUGUUUGUCAUUAAGACAACUCUGCACCCUACUAAAGUAACUUUAUUUUUCAUUUGGUUUUCUGCCUGUGUCAGGUCAGAUCUCUAUAGUAUGUACAAAGUGUCUUUUUGAUUUUAUUGGCCUUUUUCCAUAAACUCUAAGCACACUGUUGUCUUAUUUAAGUGGGUAUAUUUUUGCAUCUUUCCAUUGCAAUGGAAGCGAUCAAUAGGUGAUGAACAUGACUGCUCUUCCUAUUGGUGCAAUUUCUUGCACGCGUCCAGCCAAUAACAUCCAGUGCAUGACCUAGAUGAAGAUGUUCUCCGCUGUUGUUUAUUGUUAACAUAUGAACGUUUAAAAGCCAGCUCCCAAUCGACCUUUUGACAUACUGUGACUCUUGUCUAUUUACUGAAAGUUGAAGUGUACAGUAUAUGCAUAUAUGUUUGGUUUGUUUUCAAAAUAAACAUUUAUAAAGUGGUGUAAAUAUGUAA